ACAUUAUGGAGGCAAGACACUGAAAAGUUAAGACAAUGAAAUGGCAUGACUUAAAAAAAUAGUUUGUUUGUUUAGCAGCCAUGUCAUCUCAGACAGCCUGUUUGACGACAGUUAAAAGCUGGGUGUUAGUGGUUUAUUUAGAGGAGGAUGUUCUCAGUCACCCGCUACCUUUGGAGGAGAUUGAGGACUUGUCAGGUCAAAAUGGUGUGGAGGCUGACCUGCGGGAGAGACAGCUGUGUUUAGCUCGUUACUAUGUUGGAGAUGGAAUGCACAGGGCAGUUAUAGUUAAAAGAUCAGAGAAUCAAGAGGAACUGAUGAACUUCUACAAUGAAGUAAUGAAGCUGGAGAAAGAUGAACAAACAAAAAAUAGAAACAAGAACCUUUGGCAUUACACUAAGGUGAUAGGAGGAAGUGUGGUGGUGGGUGGCUUAGCCGUGGCGGCUGCUCCACUUGCUCUCUCUGCAGCAGGCUUCUCUAGUGGAGGUAUUGUGGCAGGUUCUUUGGCUGCACGUCUGAUGUCCAUGGCAGCGAUUGCUAACGGUGGUGGUGUGGCAGCUGCCAGUGCAGGAGGCUGGAUUGCUGCUCUACAAUCUGCUGGUGCUGCUGGAAUAUCUGCUACUACAAAUGCUGUGAUCGGCACAACAGCAGGGGGAUUGUUUGGCCUUUUUAGUGGUAGAAAGAAAUCAUCAAGAGGUAAUGGGGAGUCAAAAGAAGGCAAUGGAGAGACAAAAGACAUAAGGAACACUGUCAGAUGUGCCAGGAAGACAUCAGAAUUAGAUAUGGAUAGACAGACAUCUGAUCAUAGGACAGCAAAUAAUAAUUCAGCACAGACAACUGACCCUGGAGAUCCCAGACAUUCUGAAGACCAACAGGAAUUUUCCUUACGACCUAACCAGAAUUCAUCAAGAUCAGCGGUCAAUAUUCUAGAAGAGGAGUUGAAUUCUGAUUUUCAGUCUCUUAGUUUUAAUGAAGAUGCAAAAAAUCUGUAUCGUGAAAAUCUGAGACUUCAGGAGGAGAAUCAAUGUAAGAUCUGUAUGGAUUGUGAAAUGAAUACUCUGUUUGAGCCGUGUGGCCAUCUUUGUGCCUGUCAACAGUGUGCCUCACAGCUGAGAAAAUGUCCAAUCUGUAACCAGAAAGUCAAAAAGUUACACAGAGUGUACAAGUCCUAAAGUUACACAGAGUGUACAAGUCCUAAAGACAGUCCUGUCUCUUGUUCCAGAUUGCUGUAUCUGGUAUAAUUACUUUUUGUUCAGAUAGUAAAGCUAUAUUCUUAUUUAUGGCCAGAAGUGAGCAGUAAGCAGUAUAUCUAUUGAGCUACAAUGACUCAUUUUCUGUCCCCGUAAUGAUAAAAUGUUCAUAGUGUACUUAACAUGUAUAUAUUUUAAUAAAUUAUCAUGUAUAUUG
Saccostrea echinata is the source of this 1404-nucleotide messenger RNA. RefSeq lists its product as uncharacterized. The transcript is spliced from 7 exons. Gene Ontology annotation, biological process: apoptotic signaling pathway. The record is from RefSeq and is a predicted model, not a curated record. NCBI's taxonomy places the organism in Eukaryota, Metazoa, Mollusca, Bivalvia, Ostreida, Ostreidae. The coding region runs from base 81 to 1169 and encodes 362 amino acids. Gene Ontology annotation, cellular component: mitochondrion; membrane.